AACGCACCUCUUCGCCCAUCCCCAAUUCACUCCCACCGACGCCCUCUCCCCGCCACAGUCCGCAAUACCCAUGGGAGCUGUGUAUAGAUGAGUCAGCAACACCCUUGGGGCGCCUCGAGACAUCAUCAGAGCACCCGCCUGCCACCCAUCUCCACCGCCAUCGCCCACGAUCAAUCCAACGUCCCAUCCCCCAACGCCUCGCGCCCCCCGCACUUCUCACCUGCGUCUUCCAACUUUCCCUCCCUCCCUCCCGCUUCCAUACGGCACGUCGGCAGCCGCAAGUCGUCUGCAGCUUCUUCCUCGUCGCCUUUCUCGCCCUCGCACCCAGGACAGCAGGCCCCGCCCAGCCAGCUGCUGUCCUCCCGGGCCAGAACCAUAGCGCCGCCGUCCGCUUCGCAACUGGCUUCCUCCGCCGCAGCCUUGCCAACUGCAUCGCAGGGUGGGGGUGCUUCCUCGAGCAGCGGCGGAGGGGCCUCAAAACUGGCUCGCGACUCACCUUCACUUUCAGGCCCGAGCACCCUCGGUUCGCCCAGCGCCUCCAACUCGGUCUCGAGCGCCUCAAACCAGAGUCUCUCCAGAAUUGUCAUUGCGCAGCUGUUCUUGCUGCUCAGCCAGUUCGGCCCCCUCAAGAACGACAAGGAUAGGGCCAAGUGGGACACGCAAACCGAGCAGAUACGCAAGCUCGUUGACUCCCACGGCAUGGACGUCUUCACCAAGUACUUCCGCCGCUUAGUACAGCAAAAUGCAGCCCAGUUAUUCCCGAGCGGCGGUCGAAACGUCGAGCCCAAUGGCAGUUAUGACCUUCUUUUAGCCGAGAUGCAAAAGCUUCGUACCGAUCCCAAACAGCCCGCCAAAAUUGCCGAGUCCAUCGACAGCAAUGACGGGGAUUUGUUUCGCGACUUUGACCUCUCCACCUUCAUGACCCAUUUCCAGCUCGAUCCCAUUGCGAAGAUGGCUUUUGCCCUCGCCUGCAGAUCGGCAAGUAAAAGUGAUAUACGGGCUAAGGCGGAUGCGAUUCUGGCAAACGUGACCGAAGAUUUCCUGAAUGCGCUUAAACAGCCCUUCCCUUCCGCUCAUGAACAAGCCAGCAUCGACUACGAGAUUGCCCUCCUCGAACGCUUGCUCAUGGACCCUCCUUCCAACUGGUCCGACAUGAACAAGCAGCACCUCGUGUAUGCCCUACAGACCCGAUUCCACGGGCAGGCUCCGACGGAAUAUGAGUCUGUGCUUUUUCUUAGUGAGCUUCUGGAUGGGCCUUCAAACCAACUGGUGAAGACUGUGCUGCGUGCAGGCCCUCGUGGAACGGCGAAUCUGGAAGCCUGGAAGGACAUGCUCGCGUCAGCCGAAGUGCGCGACAUAAGCCCUCGAGAGGUUGCCAAUGCCCUCCUAUACAUGGCAAUAUUUCAAAAGGGGCAAGCAUACAAUUCACGAGCCUUUGUCGCCGCGCUUCGUGAACAUCGCACCGGCAAGAACCUGGACUUCCAAGACGUUGUGAAACAGUUCGACCGAGAGAGGCUUCGGAUCACCAAACCUCAAUUUCUGUCCCUUUAUAACGCUCUCCUCCCUGUAGCCGUGGACUCCACAUCCUUCGACAUACAAGCACUCUGGGGUGGUGUGUGGAAGAAUGAGUUGACGCAGCUUUCAUUCCUCAUUUGCUUCUUGUCCACGACGCCCGAGGAGCUGGACGUUUCGCAGAUACCUCGCUUACGCCCGUCAUUCACCAUGAAGAUCUUCGAAGACGCACCGGAUGAUGUCAAGACCGUUGCUGAGACGGCGGUAAAACAUCCCUUCAUAUCUCUUGACGCAACGUCGGCUCUCUUCGGCAUGAUUUUCCAGACAGAGGACUCAUAUCACGUCGCACACCUGCUUGGGAUACCGGGUACGAUCAUCAAUCCACAUACAGCCGAGUUCUUGGUCUCCGCAGUUGCCGUCCCGAAGCCCUGGGGAAUACUUCAAGAACAAGCCCUUAAGCAGGUGUUCGAACCGUAUUUCACACGAAAGCUAGCCCACUAUAACUUCGUGCUCUAUGGUCUUUGGCAACAGGACCCGCGGUGGCUGGUUGAGCAGUUCAUUGAGCACUACAACAGGGAUCCGAGGCAGCUUGCUUUAGUCUUUGAAUACGCUCGAUCCUUUGGCUGGCUGGAGACGCUCAUUCGCAGCAUUAACGAUCUCAGUCUCGAUCUCGCAGCACAGGCACACGCUGUCGGUUUGUUUGAUAUCGAGCCAUGGCUUCGCGAGACGUUUGAACGGAGUGGAACGUGGUUCCGCCGGGUCCUCACCAACUUCCUCCACACGCGCGCCUCAGAUGAAAUGCAAAGUUUGCGGGACGAUCAUCCGGCCUUGAGCCUACCGCUAGCGGUAAAGACUGUGCACCCUCUGCUGUGGUUCCUCGCAGAUUGUGGCCUUCCGGACACCGAGCUAGUGGCCCUUCAGCGAACGUGUAUCCAGGCCUAUCCAAGGUUGAUCAACUAUGGCGAGGGCGUGGAUGACAUCAUUGAUAAGAAUGGCGAAGCUGGCAACAGGCUCCCGGACGAGGCCGAUAAGAAGAUGCAAGAGCAUUUCAAAAACAUGUACAGCGGGGAGAGCGAUGUGCGCGACAUCAUCAACAUUCUCAGGAAGUACAAAGAAUCUCGCGACCCUGCUGAGCAAGACUUGUUCGCCUGUAUGAUUCAUGGCUUGUUCGACGAGUACAACUGCUUCGGAGAGUACCCACUGGAGGCCCUGGCAACGACAGCAGUGCUUUUCGGGGGCAUCAUCAACUUCAAUCUGCUGUCGCGCAUCGCACUUCAGGUGGGGUUGGCCAUGGUGCUUGAGGCGGUGCAGGAGUAUAGGCCGGAGGAUUCCAUGUAUAAAUUCGGCCUCCAGGCCCUCUUGCACUUUGCCAAUCGUCUUCCCGAAUGGCCGAAUUAUUGCGACCAACUUCUCAUUGUACCGGGCCUCCAAGGGACUGAAAUAUACGCAAAGGCCGAGGAAGUGGUGAAGCAAGUUGGCGAGCUGAACGGGGAGCCUCAGAACGGAUUGAGUCUUACUAAUGGCAACACUGUAGGCGAUGCUGUCCAACAAGCCGAGCCAACUGUUCCGAGGUUCUCCUGUCUCCAUGUGGACCCUCCGCUGCACCCUGAUAUCUACGAGGAACCGGAGGAAGAGAUCAAGGACAGGGUUCUAUUCGUCCUAAACAACCUGUCGGAGCAAAACUUGCAUGAGAAGUUCAAAGAACUUGCCGACGCCAUUGAGGCCAAACACCAUCAAUGGUUCGCAAGCUAUCUUGUUGAAGAACGAGCAAAGGUUCAACCCAAUUAUCAGGAUUUAUAUCUCCAUAUGUUGGACCUCUUCGACGACAAAGACCUCUGGGCGGAAGUGCUUCGCGAGACCUAUGUCUCCGUUUUCCGACUACUCAAUGGAGAUGGACAGUUGAACACUCCCGACAAAUCCAAUCUCAAGAAUCUCGGCGAUUGGCUGGGCUCACUCACCCUUGAGCGAGACAAACCCAUCCUGUUCCGUAAUAUCUCCUUCAAAGAUCUCCUCAUUGAGGGCUACAAUACCGAUCGCCUUGUCAUCGUUAUUCUCUUCACCUGCAGGGUUCUGGCCAAAGCGAAGAAUUCGACAGUCUUCAAAUAUCCAAACCCCUGGCUGGUGGAGAUCCUUCGCGUGCUGGCAGAGCUUUACGCAGAUCCAGAUCUCAAACUCCAACAGAAAUUCGCUAUCGAGAUCCUGGCACAAGCGCUCGGCCUCCAAAUCUCGUCAAUUGAGCCGUCAGACGCUAUCCGAACAAGGCCACUCGUGGAAGAAGAAUAUAUGGGCCCUCUCCCACCUGAUGGCAUUGAACCGUUCAGUGACCUGGCUAUCAUGAGCUUGAAUCGAGCUCGAGGUUCGAGCGAGCGUUUCUCUGCAGCUGCAAUCGCCGACACCAUCCCAGAUUUCUCUAAUCAGCUCAUCUACCCGCCUACCGGAAACAGCAAUGUCCCCGCUGCAACUCUGAAGAAGAUUUUCCUUACGGCGGUACAGCAAGCUAUCCAAGAGAUCAUCGCCCCGGUCGUGGAACGCUCCGUUACCAUUGCGGCCAUCUCCACCUCACAGCUCAUCACGAAAGACUUUGCCAUGGAACCUGAUGAGGAGAAGCUGCGGAGUGCGGCGCAUACCGUGGUCAAGUCGCUUUCGGGUGCUCUUGCUCUGGUAACCUGCAAGGAACCGUUGCGCAUGAGCAUCAUGAACAACAUCCGCGUUAUGGCUCGUGACCCCAAUUUGCCUGAGCAGGCACUUCCUGAAGGCCACCUUCUGAUGUUUGUCAACGACAACCUGGAUCUGGUUUGCAGCAUCGUGGAGCAGGCAGCGGAGCAAGCUUCGUUGACCGAGAUUGACCUACAGAUUGACGACAGGGUGCGGCUUCGCAGACUUUGGCGCACCCAGCGGACCAACGAACCGUUCAAGGAUGGUAUCAUCAGCCAGUGGGCCUUUUUCAUCCCAGAGCCUUACAGACAGACCGCUGGAGGCUUAAAUAGAGAGCAACUGGCUAUAUACGAAGAGUUUGGGCGGCAGCCUCGCGGUGCGCCCCAUGCCAAUAACGCUCCUCAGGAGAGCGGGCGACAGGUCCCAGAUGUACUGCAAGACCAGUUUGCGCCAGUACCGAAUCUGCCCAAUAUCUCCACUCCAGCAGCAGCGUCAGUUGAAACCCGACAGAACGUACCCCAAGGCCGCUUGCCAAACAUGCAAGUGUCUCAAGCUCCUGGUCAACAACUCAAUGGAUUCGCGGAACCUCUGGUGCCCGAACGCCCGCAACGCAAUAUCGAACAGAUACUCUCCGAUAUGGUGCACAUGAUCCACGAGGCGCCCGAGGAACGGAUGAGCAGCUUGAACGAAGGGAGCUCGAUACAGCAAACAUUCAUUGAGCUUGUGACCGCUGUCAAAUACUCUCCGGAGGUGGACGCAAUCUCUCUGAGGUUGGCAUUACAAGUUAUUCAGUACAUCUUCUCCGAACAGCUCCGCCGUCUGGAAGUCGAAGUCCUGACGCGCUUGUUGAUGAACUUGUGCACGAUGUCAACGCAGACUUCAAGACAGGUGCUGAUAUGGCUUGGUACCAUGCAAGACGAUGACCGAUUCUUCAACCCUGUCGUCAUGGUUAGUCUCCUGGAGAUUGGGCUCAUGGACAUUCACCGUCUCAACACAACGAUUGCAAAGGCCAUCAUGCAGCGUCGUGUCGCUGCCGUUGAGCUGCUGUCAGCGUUGAUGGAUGAGGUUCUGUUCAACGACAAUCCAAGCGCGUUGCGCGCUGACUUCGCGUUGUCUAUUGACGCACUCACGAAUUGGCUCGCUGAAGACACCGACUUCGACUCUGGCAAGCAGCUGAUGUCCAAGCUGCAGGCGUUGUCAGCCGAGCAACCCCUAACCCCUCCCUCCACUGAGGAUAAUGACCAGCUUGAAUAUGUGUUCAGCGAGUGGGUCCAUCUAGCGCUACCCGAUACGCCUAGGAAGUUGCUUGUGGCUUUCAUUCACCAGUUACAUAAGAACCAUGUUCUCGAGACAAGGGAGAAGUCGAUCACCUUCUUGCGAGUGUGUCUCGACGUCUCCGUAGCUUCAUACGAGCAGGUCACUUUGUACGGCGCAGGAUACCCCGACACCGCUACUAUCCACGUCGACGCCCUCGCCAAGCUCAUCGUAUUUCUCGUCGGCUAUCAUGGUGAGCAGGAAGGAGCUGGGAGGGAGAGCAAGGUCCGAUACUUCGAUGGCAUCCUGGUCCUGAUCGUCUUUGUCCUCAACCACCACCAGAAGACUCGUGGCGAGAGGUUCAGCCCCAAGGCGUACUUCCGACUCCUUUCCACCAUUCUCCACGAGCUGCACGAGGCGACGAAGCAAGGUCCCAUGGCCGCAAUCAAAGCAGAGCUGUUCCUUGCCAUGGCUAAAGCAUUCCUAAUUUUACAGCCUCAGGCCUUCCCGCUAUUCACCUAUCAAUGGCUCACACUCAUUUCCCAUCGCAUCUUCAUUCCCGUGAUGCUGGAUGAUGGCCCCCAUGAGAGCGGUUCGAUGGUACAGCGAUGGGACAUGUACGCGCGGCUCAUCGAAGUACUUCUUGAAUACACUGGACGCCUGAUCCGGCCAGGUGAGGAGACUCUUGUUGCUACGAAUUUCUACCGUGGCGUACUUCGCGUACUGCUUGUCAUCCACCAUGACUUCCCCGAGUUUCUGGCCGAUUACCAUUUCCGCUUCUGCAACAGCAUACCGAUGCGCAGCACACAGGUGCGCAACCUCAUCGUCAGUGCCUAUCCUUCAGCUGUCCACGACAUGCCCGACCCGUUUACGGCCGGUCUGAAGACGGAUCGCCUGGAGGAUGUUCGCGCUCUUCCCGUCAUCAGGGCAGAUGUUGAUCGUAUGCUGACGGAGGCCGGUAUGAAACAACAUGUGGACGACGUAUUACGAGCGUCUGAGCCGUCGAAUGAGGACGUUGAGAGAAUCUGCAAUGCGACCUACUAUGCAGAGCCCAAACCAGCGGGCCUUGAACAAUUCCCCACAACGGCCGAUCCCAAGCUGAUCCACGCACUUGUUCUCUACAUUUGCAACGCAGACCUGGCUAGCCAAAGCUCCAAGACACCCAGCUUCGAGUCUAACUCUUCGUCGGCGAAGCUGUUCGAGAGGUUGGCGAAACAAUUCCGCCCCGAGGCCCAGUUCCAUCUUGUCAGCGCCAUUGCCAACCAGCUCCGCUGGCCCAAUGCCCACACGCACUACUUCAGCCAUGUGCUUCUCCAUCUAUUUGGACCACCAAAGAACGAGGCACAAGCGUUAGGUAUACAGGAAGUCAUCGUACGAGUGCUGUUGGAACGCCUCUUGGUUCAUCGCCCUCACCCUUGGGGCCUCAUCGUGACUCUGCUUGAGAUAUUGAAGAACCGCCAAUACGGAUUCUGGGACCUGCCCUUUGUCAAAGCGGCACCGGAGGUCGAGCGAUUGAUGAGUGCACUGUUCGCCGAUGCUCGUGCCAUGGCUCAACAGAGCCCUCGGCCGAUGGCCUAGAUCAUCGAGCGUUAUCCUACCACUAUUCUGAGAUGCCCGAGGGAGAAGCACCAGGGCGCACGACAUGUCACACACCACGUUUUUGUUUGCUCA
Messenger RNA from Westerdykella ornata, 7092 nucleotides. RefSeq names its product Not1-domain-containing protein. Gene Ontology annotation, biological process: nuclear-transcribed mRNA catabolic process, deadenylation-dependent decay. Bases 88 to 6999 code for a protein of 2303 amino acids. The transcript has 4 exons. NCBI's taxonomy places the organism in Eukaryota, Fungi, Ascomycota, Dothideomycetes, Pleosporales, Sporormiaceae. Gene Ontology annotation, molecular function: molecular adaptor activity. The record is from RefSeq and is a predicted model, not a curated record. Gene Ontology annotation, cellular component: CCR4-NOT core complex; P-body.